AAAGCUCGGCGAGUGUGGAGUGGAGUGGAUCGUGUGCUGCCGAAAUUGGAUCCCGCCGAGCGAUAUUGAAAGAAGAAGCGCCCCUGCCCCCCCCAGCAAGUUAAGGGUUUACGUAAGCUUAAUUUAUUGAAGCACGACAUCAAUCAAAUGCGUCUUCUGGUGAAAUACGCGAACAGGCUGCUGUGCCAGACUGCAGCACCGGUUCCCCUCCGCCAGAAGGCUUCGGCAGCGGCAACCGGUUCCCUGAAACUGGCGACAAGUGCGCAAACUGAGCCGGAGAGAGUCAACAAACAGGACUCGCCGCUGACGGACACUUUUGGGCGACACCACACCUAUUUGCGGAUUUCGCUCACGGAACGCUGCAACCUGCGCUGUGACUACUGCAUGCCCGCGGAUGGAGUGCCCUUGCAGCCCAAGGCGAAUCUUCUGACCACCGAGGAAAUAAUCCGUCUGGCCCGCAUCUUUGUGAAGCAGGGGGUGCGGAAGAUACGGCUUACGGGCGGAGAACCCACUGUUCGGCGGGACAUUGUCGAUAUGGUGGCAGAGAUGAAGGCCUUGCCCCAGCUGGAGCAUGUGGGCAUCACCACAAACGGCCUGGUACUGACCCGUCUGCUGCUACCCCUGCAAAGGGCAGGGCUGGACUCGCUUAACAUCAGUUUGGACACACUGAAAAAGGACCGCUUCGAGAAGAUUACCCGACGGAAGGGCUGGGAACGUGUCAUUGCCGGCAUCGAUCUUGCCGUGCAACUGGGCUACCGCCCGAAGGUCAAUUGCGUGCUGAUGCGCAACUUCAACGAGGACGAAGUUUGCGACUUUGUGGAGUUCACCAGAGAUCGGCCCGUUGACGUCAGAUUCAUCGAGUACAUGCCCUUCUCCGGCAACAAAUGGCACACAGACAGGCUGAUCUCGUUCAAAGAGACGGUAGAGCUGAUUCGCCGUCAAUGGCCCGAGUUCGAGGCAUUGCCAAAUGGGCCAAACGACACAUCAAAGGCUUUUGCAGUGCCGGGGUUCAAGGGACAGGUGGGCUUCAUCACCUCCAUGACAGAGCAUUUCUGCGGCUCCUGCAAUCGGCUAAGACUCACCGCAGACGGAAACAUCAAGGUGUGUCUGUUCGGGAACAAGGAGUUCUCCCUGCGGGACGCCAUGAGAAGCGACGUGUCUGAGGAGGAUCUGGUGGACCUGAUCGGAGCCGCAGUGCGGCGCAAGAAACGACAGCAUGCAGCAUUCUCCCCCAGGCAUGCUGAAUCUCUCGCAGAUGGAGAAUCGCCCGAUGAUACUCAUAGGCGGCUAGCCGACACCAGUCUCCAAUUUCCCAUUGCAAGCGCUGCACUGCUCCACCAUCAUCUUCAUUCUCAUCGUUCACAGCUGCUCCAGGCAGCCCGCCACUGCAGCACCUUCAGCCACGUCAACGCCCAGGGCAAGGCCCAGAUGGUGGAUGUCGGCGAAAAACCAACCAGCACGCGACUGGCCCGAGCAGAAGCCACCGUUAUAGUGGGGGAGCGACUCACUCAGCUCAUUGCAGCCAACGAGUUGGCCAAAGGCGAUGUCCUUAGUGUGGCUCAACUGGCCGGCAUUCUAGGGGCCAAGCGGACAUCCGAGCUGAUCCCCCUGUGCCACAACAUAUCGCUGUCCUCGGUAAAGGUGAAGGCACAGCUCUUUCCCGAAGAACAGUGCGUGCGGCUGGAGGCUUCUGUCCGCUGCUCCGGCCAGACGGGCGUCGAAAUGGAGGCCCUAACAGCCGUCUCCAUUGCGGCCCUCACUGUCUAUGACAUGUGCAAGGCCGUGUCUCACGACAUCUGCAUCACCAAUAUCCGUCUGCUGAGCAAGUCCGGCGGCAAGCGGGACUACCAGCGCCAGGAGCAGUCCUGAGAAGCGUUCCAAUAAAGCCCCACACAAGUGGUUCAUUCUGUUA
This is a messenger RNA of Drosophila persimilis, 1912 nucleotides long. RefSeq names its product molybdenum cofactor biosynthesis protein 1 (gene Mocs1). NCBI's taxonomy places the organism in Eukaryota, Metazoa, Arthropoda, Insecta, Diptera, Drosophilidae. Gene Ontology annotation, biological process: Mo-molybdopterin cofactor biosynthetic process. Gene Ontology annotation, molecular function: metal ion binding; GTP 3',8'-cyclase activity; cyclic pyranopterin monophosphate synthase activity. The coding region runs from base 148 to 1869 and encodes 573 amino acids. The record is from RefSeq and is a predicted model, not a curated record. The transcript is spliced from 5 exons.